Messenger RNA from Lineus longissimus, 4968 nucleotides. RefSeq names its product tyrosine-protein kinase CSK-like. NCBI's taxonomy places the organism in Eukaryota, Metazoa, Nemertea, Pilidiophora, Heteronemertea, Lineidae. Gene Ontology annotation, biological process: protein phosphorylation. The transcript is spliced from 12 exons. Gene Ontology annotation, molecular function: protein binding; non-membrane spanning protein tyrosine kinase activity; ATP binding. The record is from RefSeq and is a predicted model, not a curated record. The coding region runs from base 121 to 1521 and encodes 466 amino acids.
AAGUGCCCGGAUUCUGAAAGAGCAUGAAUUUACUUCCUGUCAAACGAUUUUGAAACAAUCCUGUAUUAAUCCAUGAAGUAUCGCGACAUUUAGAGGUUACUGCAGAAGAAAGGCCAAAAUAUGUCUCAACCGGUAUCAUCAGCGCCCCAGCAUUGGCACCCUGGACAGAAAGUAGUAGCACUUUUCAAUUUUGAUGGAAGUUCGGAUGAUGACCUGCCUUUCAGGAAACAUGAUCGACUGACCAUACUUAGAAAUACCAGUGAUCCUAACUGGUACCAUGCUCAGAGUGAAAGCGGUAAAGAAGGCAUGAUCCCAUCCAACUAUGUCAAACCAGCGUCCCAGUCACCGCGUGAUGGCCGACCGCCAGGGCCCCCAACCGAUAAAAAAGAAGUCAGACUCAAUGCAAUGCCAUGGUUUCAUGGUAACAUAACGAGAGAGAAAACAGAAGACAUCCUUAACCCACGACAAGAUGGUUUAUUUCUAAUACGAGACAGCCAGAACUUCAAGGGAAACUACACGCUCAGUGUGGCAUUUGAACAAAAAGUUGAACAUUAUAAAAUCCUGUUUCAAAAUAAUAAACUGACCAUUGAUGAAGAGGAAUACUUCGAUAAUUUAACAGAUUUAGUUGAUCACUAUAAAAAAGAUGCUGAUGGCCUUUGUGUGAAUUUGAAACAAGGUUUAGAGAAAAAAGGUCCCCUGAACUUCUCGGUGAAUCAGGACGACUUUGUUGCCGGCGGUUGGGUGAUUGAUAAAUCUCAGUUGGAGUUGGGAGAUACUAUAGGGAAAGGCGAAUUUGGAGCUGUUUUAAAAGGUGUCUUCAAAGGCCAAAAGAUAGCAGUGAAGACGCUGAAAGAUGACACACGAGCAGCGCAGGGAUUUUUAGCUGAAGCCUCACUUAUGACGUCGUUACGUCAUCCCAAUCUGGUGGAGCUGAUGGGAGUGGUCCUAGGCGAAACUAUAUAUAUAGUGACAGAGUUUAUGGGAAAAGGCAACUUAGCUGAUUUCCUCCGGUCAAGAGGAAGAAGUAUCAUUGUCAAAAAAGACCAACUAAACUUUGCAAGGGAUGUCUGUGCUGGCAUGGCAUACCUGGAAAGCGCAGACUUAGUCCACCGAGAUCUUGCUGCCAGGAAUAUACUCUUAUCUGAUGAAUGUAUUGCUAAGGUGUCUGAUUUUGGUCUUGCAAGACAUACAGAGUCAAAUCAAGAGGGAGGAAAGUUCCCCAUCAAGUGGACUGCUCCAGAGGCCCUCAGGGACAAUCUAUUUAGUAAUAAGUCAGAUGUGUGGAGUUUUGGUAUCUUGCUGUGGGAGAUCUAUGCAUUUGGACGAAUGCCGUAUCCACGAAUACCUCUUGCUGAUGUAGUUCACCAUGUCUCACAAGGCUACCGAAUGGAGAAACCAGAGGGCUGUCCACAGAAUGUCUACCUUAUUAUGGGAAAAUGCUGGGAUGAAAGUCCAAACAAACGACCAGCGUUUUCAGAAAUGUUACAGAAGCUUGAACUGUUCCAGACUCAGUCGACAUAAUAAUAUUUUCAUGUUCAUUUGGACAUUUUGAUUGUAUUCUGUUGUUAACCCCUUUGGGGCCAAACCAGACGACCUGACAAGUAUGUUGCAAAAUGAUAUUUAUUUGCACUGUUUUGAGGAAACAACGAAAACCGUCUUUACCCAUGUUAUAUCACCAUUUCUUAUGGUUAUCCUGAUGGAAGUUUUAAAACUUCAAUAUUAGUGGUUAAUGUUGCACAUUGGUUGUACAUGGAGUUGGACUAUUAAGUCUAUUUUUUAGUGGUGUUGACUCAAAAUGUUAAUUUGGAUGUGUUUCAAAAUUUGCAAUGAAGUCCUUUUGUGUCUGUUCUCUUAUGGACAGAUGGGUUGCUGUCUGUACGGCGCUGUAUUCUAAUUCACCAAUUAUUUGUAAGCCCUGUCUUCGGAACAUUUUCAGUGAUACUUAAUAAGGGUUGUUUUAAACCUGUCACCAAGUCUGAGGGGCAAAGGUCAUGUUUUCAGAUGUAAUCUUGAGCGGAUGAUUUUCUCAAUUUUCUUUGGUGUUUAUUCAUAAAUCAAUAGCUCAAGUGCUGAUGAUAGGAUAGUGUACAUUCCAGUCCUUGUAUAUGAAUGGAGUGGGAAACUAAAAUGGACUACUCCAGUAUCCACCCACACACUCUCGUAAUAAGUGAAUGAUGCUAAUGCUUGCAAUAUCUUUGUCCCCGCCUGACUGACCUCUGUCACUGCCCGACAUAUAACGGUGGGAUUUGUCCCAGCAUGUUCAUAUUGGGAACCUGAAUAUCAUUUAUAUGACCACAUGUAACAACAGCGCUGGACCCAGAAAGCCUUAUAUCAUCAAUAUUUGUUACAAACACUGCAUAAUUACUGUAUUAAAUCACGUCCAGUACUCGACAUAUUUAGUGAAUUCUCAGAAGGUUAAAGGGAACUUGAACCGCUGAGCGAUUUAUUCAACUUUUCGACUUUCACCGCCCGAGAAAGUCAAACUUCCAACUUCCUAUUCGAGUUCAGAUUUGUAGCUUCAAUUUGUUAUUAUUGAGAAUCAUGUGAGAAUCACGUGAGUCAUGCGAUCUUUCAUUCAUGAGUUUUCGUAGUAAAUUCCAUAGUGGUGACGUCACUCAAUGAUUGACAGCUAGGCGCCAUGUUUCAUUCAUGCCUCGUUCUGAUCACCCGAUACGCGGAAAUGAAAACAAGGUCAUACGAACUGGCUUGGCGGUUUCAGUUCCCUUUAACUCUAUUAGGAUCUUUUGGGACUGGUGCUGGAAGAAUAUCUACUUUAAUGGUACCCUAACGCAGAUACCUCAACACUAACAUUACCGUACGCCAUUUGUUUGAAAUUGAAUGAGACUUUUCAAUUCUGAAAUACACAUUGAAUAUGAGUUAUGUACACCAAUAUGUAUGCACAUACUCUAUUGGUCAUCAUGUUGACUCGGGUUAUUGUAUAGUGACAAUGUUAAUUUCUAUUGUGGCACAGACAAAAUAAUGUACACAAACAGCGUAGGACUAAUAACUGAACACAGAAAUGUAUUGCUUUUGUAAGAGAAAUGAAUUCUGUUCUUUGUUUUGUGAUCGAUAGCCUUACAGAGAGAGCACUGCUUCUAUGAUGCAACUUAAUGUGUUGUCCUUAUAGCUGUGUAUGUAGUUAGGUAAAAAGAUUACCAGUAUUUAACUGCUGCAGAUUUCAUGCUGGCAUUAUCAUAAUUAAACUACUGAUUUUUGAGAAAAUUAGAUGAAUUAUGUGAAUUGCUAAAAUGUGACCUUUGUUGUUUGUGUUGCAAUCUACCUGAUUAAAGCAGGUUCAGGGUGUCUCAAAAAUAGUUGUAUCUGAUGUAGUAUAAUCAAAAUAUCCUUUACAAUAGCUGUAAAAUAACUCAAUUAAUGAGUUCUUAAUAUUGCUAUGGAAAUACUUGUCUUAAACCUAGCUUAAUCGGUUCAAUGUUCCAUUAAAAAGAGUUGAAAGUGAAAGCUUUUUUCAUCCCAAAUUCUGUUCCUCUUAUUCCAAUUCUCUUCUAUUUCCGAGACAUCCUUCCUGGUUCUUUUCGUGACGGUACAAUAUUUUAAGCUUUUUUUUCUACUCGAUUUUAGCAAAUACUAAUCAAGCUGUAAAUUAUUUAGGAGAAAACAUAUGAAAUACUCCUAUAUUAUUUUCAAAUUCAUCUCAAAUUAUCAUAAUUGUACAUAGUAGCAUAGGUUUUCAUUCAUAUGAAAAGUACAACGCAAUCACUGAGCAAAUAUGUCAUGACAGAUAUAAAUAUGUCAUUGAUUAAUUGAUUGACGUCGUGACAUCGAGACCUUAUCGUUAGCCACAAUUUCUGCUAGGCGACACUUAGGGAAGUUCACAAGGUAAAUUGUGAAACACCUUAUGUGUCGGCAGUGGCAGAUUCAGGGGUUGGUGCAUGAGGCACGGCCCCCCCUUUUGGUCCGAGAGCAGCAAUUUUUUAGGGUGCCUCUCCACAAGAAGCAUGUAGCGACUUCUAAUUUUAGCCUUAAGUGCCCGGAAAAUGCCUUUUUCUUCUUGGAGAGGGCCCCAUACCAACCCUCGUUUCCUUCUGUGCUCUCUGGAUGGGACUGCGCCUCUCAUUUCCCGAAUUUCUGGAUCCGCCACUGCUCAAUGUCUGAUUCUGCUACUAAUAUUUCUGUGUAAAUCAUACUUUUUUCAGAGGUUAAUAUUUUGUUGUCAUGUGCUUUUCACUUCACUCUGGUGCAAACAGAAAUGAGUGUAGUUACAGUUUAAUGUUGUCAAUGUGAAGUGUUUUUUUAUCGAGCUGUUUGAAUGGUUAGUGAAGACCAUUACAUUCUCUUCACAUUGAUGUAAACCCUUUUAGAUUGCCCAUGGUUAGUACCCUUAACCUUAAAAGUGCCAGUUGCUGUAAACUAGGUCGGAUGCUGUUGCAAUAUUCAUGGUGAGAGCAAUGGUCUUGUAAGAUAUAUCAUAGAGCAGUUUGAACCAUCACCCCUUUUGUGGAUUAGUAUUGAAUCCUUUGGUUGGGACCCAGAACCUUCCAAAUACCAUUUACUGUAAACUCAGCUAGGAGCUGUUUUGAUAUUCAUGGUGGCAGCACUGGGUUUAUGAAUUAUGUCAUUGCAAUAGUUUUGCUACCUUGUUUUCUAGAAAGUCUGUGUAGCUCCUGACCAGUUAUACAGUAUGAUCUCCUCCCCAGAAGAAUCAGCUAAAGAGACGUACCACUGUUUGAGAUUCUGCUGACAUAAAACUUCUCUUGGGUAGCAAGACAGUAUCAGUCCGUUUAAAUUCUUUUUAUCUUUAAACUGAUCAUGUUGAUAUCUGGACACUGUUAAUGCCUAUUGUUCCAAAAUUGGGUCCAUGAUGCUGGUGUAAUGCUGUAGGUAAUAUGAAACAGAUGAGUUUUCUCAGACAUGCCUCGGUGUUCAUGAGCUUGAUAAAUUUUCAUGUCCAUUAUAUAAACAUUGUACAUUGAGAUAAAUAAAACAAAAUAUGAUAAGAAAUGAUAA